ACUAUAAAAUCCCAAACACUAAAAACCAACAAUUUAACAUCUAAAAGAUUAAAGAAGAAGAAACUUCUGAAAAAUGAGCAGACGUUCAACUAAUUUUCCUCCAGGAAUUUGGCAGGCCAGAAGGGAAUAUGAUCGCCAGAGAUAUAACAGAAAUGAUUCAAACCGUAUCAACUCCACACCGUCACACACUAAUUCAUUUCAGAAUUCUUAUAGAGAGGUAGAUCCAGUUCCAUGGCGACCUGCGGGGGAGACAAUGAUUGCAAGAAUAUUGGACAUCGGCAGACCUCGAGAAGAACCACCUGCAAUAGUCAGAAUCAUCACAAGCUCCAGACCAAGACAGCUUGAGGCCAGUCCGAUACCUGCGGAGCUGUACUCGCCAACUCCAAGAUCCGAAGGGAACUCAACGCUAACAUCUGAAGAACAAAAUAUGGCACUGACUAAGCUCAAGAAAAAUGUCUAUGAUCCUCCGAGUAACACAAGUAGGAGAAUAAGCUUCUAUUACAGAGAGAAUAACAGAGGAAAUUACAAUGAGAGGAACAACAGCAACAGUGAUGAAGAGGGCAAGAGAUGCGCCGUUUGCCUUGAAGAUUUCCAGCCAAAAGAGGAGGUGAUGACGACGCCCUGCAACCAUAUGUUUCACGAAGAAUGCAUAGUUCCAUGGGUGAAGAGCAAUGGCCAAUGUCCGGUCUGCAGAUUUACCUUGUUCGAGCGAACAGAGCGAAGAGGAGCUUCUUCCAAUUCCAACAACACUGUAUCAACUGCACCGCCUAGUAGCCUAAUCGACGACGAUCUUAUGUACUUGAUACGAGCCAUGGAAGACGCUUUGAUGCUGCGAAAUCUGGCCGGAUUCUGGGGAGCAUGAAUCGCCAUCUCGAUUUUCCCCCUGAAAUCAACAUGCAGAAUGCCCUAAAUUUGAAGGAACGACGAAAUCUGAUCUAUAAAAGAUUAAUGUUGUUCUUUGAACAUGAAAUAAUUCGACGUGAGUACUCGUUAUGCUGCCAAUAAAAGCAUCCUCUCGCCGAUGACAUAUUCGAUCGAUUGAGUUUCUUCAUUAUCUUAACCUAUAAUUCUUCACCCCUCAUUGCUGACAUCAAAUGUAAGGUUCAUGAAAUUCUUCCCGCCAAACUUAUUAUAUACUUGUACAAAUUAACCAGAAGUCCAAAAACUUCUAUGUAAUUGGCUUCGAUAUUUAAAACAUGUUUUAAUUUUAAUGACCUUUUGACGAGGUAAAA
This is a messenger RNA of Benincasa hispida (wax gourd), 1232 nucleotides long. RefSeq lists its product as uncharacterized. The record is from RefSeq and is a predicted model, not a curated record. Lineage: Eukaryota; Viridiplantae; Streptophyta; Magnoliopsida; Cucurbitales; Cucurbitaceae. Gene Ontology annotation, molecular function: ubiquitin protein ligase activity. Gene Ontology annotation, biological process: ubiquitin-dependent protein catabolic process.